AUGUUAUCUCAGCGCGAAUAUGAAGAUCUAUUAUGGAAAAUUAACCACAUUCCAUCAACCAUUACCGGAAAAAAACGACACAAUCUUCGAACUACGUUUAAGAAAAAACUCCAUGAACAUGAAUUGGCUACAAAAUACCCGCCUUUUGAACCAUUAAAAUUCGAACAAUAUUUUAUUAAUUUUCGAACAACUGACUCAACAUUAAUUCAUCUCAUCGAUCAAAUUAAAUCAACGUCCGUCUUUACACUCGAUACAGAAUCCAUACUUAUUCCAUAUCGACCAAAUGCACCAGCAUUGAUUCAAGUACAAAUUAUUCUAUCAGAAUCAUUCUCCUCUGUUGUACUGAUCGAAAUGUGUCACUUGCCUCGGGCACAUGAACAUACAUUUACAUUAGUUAAACAAUUUUUCCAAACAUUAUUCAAUACUGAUAAAAAUAUCUUUAUUUGGGGAGCUAUCAGCGAAUUGCAUAAUUUUUGUUCAUAUAAUUUAUUUACAUAUGAGCAAUUAUAUUUAUGUAAUCCUAUUAAUCUUCAGAAUGAAUUUAAAGAUCAUUGGAAUGAACAACAUCCACAUCAACCAACAACGUCAACAUCUACAAAUUAUCCUGAAUGUAUAUGUGAAGAAUGUCUAGGUUUACAAAAGACGAAUACCUGGUCAUUACAAAACGCCGUGGCAUUCGAAUUAUCUCAAUGGUUGGAUAAGCGUCAAACAACAUCAAAUUUUGAUAUUGGUCUCGACCCCACAUUGUAUCAUUUUAAUUCAGCUGAAACUGAACAUCGUCAAUCAUUAAUUCGUUAUGCUGUAUAUGAUUGUCUGUCGAUGCAACAAAUUAUGCUUAAAUUAAAACUUAUCGAACGUCAAGAAUCAAAUAUUAAUCCAUCGAAUGAAAUAAUUACAGCUACAGUAAAUGAUUUAACAAAUAUAGCAUGCGAUGAUGAUCAACAUGAUUUACAAGCAACAAACAAUUUCGAACCAAUAUCCCCAGCUGAUAUUCAAGACGCUUCCACACCGCGACAACAACAAACAUUAACAAAAGCAGAACGUCACCGUAUCCAUAAUCGUACAUGUACUUUGAAACAACGUAAACGCUACUACAAAACUGAAAUUAUUAUUUCUAAUAUUGAUCGUCGAUUUACAAUCAAAAACAUUAAAGAAAUUAUUAAAUCUUACGGUGUUCCAUUUUCGGCGGUCAAUUUUUCUACUUCAUCAGCUACUCGAAAACGAUCAAUACAUAUUGGAAUGCGAAAUUCAUCACAAAUUAAUGAUUAUCAACAUCGAAUCGACCAUUUAUUUACAACUUCGCAUUACAACCGCUUCAUUAAUGAUCGACGAACACAUAGAUCCUCUAAUAAAAGAUGA
Rotaria socialis is the source of this 1359-nucleotide messenger RNA. The record is from the annotation of a GenBank genome assembly. Lineage: Eukaryota; Metazoa; Rotifera; Eurotatoria; Philodinida; Philodinidae.